Messenger RNA from Anastrepha obliqua, 1770 nucleotides. RefSeq names its product CUGBP Elav-like family member 4 (gene bru3). NCBI's taxonomy places the organism in Eukaryota, Metazoa, Arthropoda, Insecta, Diptera, Tephritidae. The transcript is spliced from 8 exons. Bases 1 to 954 code for a protein of 317 amino acids. Gene Ontology annotation, cellular component: ribonucleoprotein complex; cytoplasm; nucleus. Gene Ontology annotation, molecular function: mRNA binding. Gene Ontology annotation, biological process: mRNA splice site recognition; regulation of alternative mRNA splicing, via spliceosome. The record is from RefSeq and is a predicted model, not a curated record.
AUGCGAUUGAAUUUACUGCCAGUUCUGCCACAUGCGUCAUUGCUAUUCAUUGUUGAUGUUGUUUUCAGGGGUGCUUCCUCCAGUCUUGUUGUGAAAUUUGCCGAUACUGAGAAGGAGCGACAGAUACGACGCAUGCAACAAAUGGCGGGUCAUAUGAAUUUACUUAAUCCCUUUGUCUUUAAUCAAUUUGGACCAUAUGGAGCUUAUGCGCAGCAACAGCAAGCCGCUUUAAUGGCUGCCGCUGCCACUGCACCCGGCUCCUAUAUGAAUCCGAUGGCCGCAUUGGCAACGCAAAUACCUCAUGGCUUAAAUGGCACCGGUCAGCCAUCGCUGCCCUCACCGACCAUGCCUAAUUUCAAUAUGGGCGCUCAAACGCCAAAUGGACAACCUGCUGCUGCAGCGGCCGCGGCAGCUGCCGCCGCUGCCGAUGGCGUCUUCACAAAUGGCAUUCCGCAGACGGCGUUCCCGGGACAUCCACUCCAUUUAACGAUUCCACCACAAGGUCUGCCAAAUGGUGAUGCUGCCGCCUUACAGCAUGCCUUCACUGGAAUGCCACCGUUUCCAGGAGUUGCCUUUCCCGCCGUUUAUGGACAAUUUCCACAAGCUUUACCACCACCUCUAGCGGCGGUUGCACCCACUCAACGUGAAGAUUUUCUGAUGUUCCCAGGAUGUUCGAUUUCCGGACCGGAGGGUUGUAAUCUAUUCAUAUAUCAUUUGCCGCAAGAGUUUGGCGAUGCGGAAUUGAUGCAGAUGUUCCUGCCAUUUGGUAAUGUGAUCAGUUCAAAGGUCUUCAUUGAUCGUGCUACAAAUCAAAGUAAAUGUUUUGGUUUUGUUUCAUUCGAUAAUCCUGCCAGCGCUCAAGCGGCCAUUCAGGCAAUGAAUGGCUUCCAGAUUGGCAUGAAAAGACUGAAAGUUCAACUAAAGCGGCCAAAGGAUGCCAGUCGACCCUAUUAACAAUCGGAGUUCCUUAAAGCGUUACACAACAUUAACAAUUACAAACGAUUACUUCUUGCGAGAAUAAUGAUGAAACAGUAAUUCCAAAAGCAACAAAAAAAAGUUAUAUAUACAACAAAAAAAUCCCUAUUACCAAAUAGAACAAAAAAAUUGAAACAAAACUAAAGAAAGCGCAGCAAACAAAACUCGAAAUUCAACAACAGUCAGCAGUAGAAACUCCCAGCAACAGCCGAAGGAAUAAUAGCAGAAAAUAGUAGUCUUCAGAUUCCGUUUCAAAUUAAAAGAAUGAGACCUUAACAUAAAUCCACUAUCCAACAAAUGUGCAAGUUUACAAUAAUGAAUUGAAUAUCCUAAUAAAAGCCGACAACAAAUACACAACAAACAAAAUAAAAGAGGUCAGACAACAGUUCACAGGCAAAAUCAUUCAACCAAGCAAAUUAAAAGAGUCUUACCCAAUGAUGUAAAUCCAGCUUCCUAUCGCCUAACCAGCCGGUCGAUCCGAUACCAAACACAAGCUUUCAUCGAAGCGCCUCUAAACAAUUGAUUAUAUGAUUACAACACGUCAACACACACACAAGCAAAUAAGUAUAAAAGUGGAAUUCAUUUUUUCGAAACGUCAAUGAAAACCAACACGCUGAUGAAGUGUGUAAUGAAACAAUGUUAUUAAAAAUUAAUGAAUAUAUACAAAAAAACCAAAAAAAAGAAACAAAAAAAAUUUAGAACUGAAAUACCGCUAACGGAAAUGCGCGUACGAGUAGAAAAAUAAAAUGGAUGUCGAAGAGACGUUGAACAAUUUUUGCCAAACCAAAAACAAAA